Molecule: messenger RNA, 1515 nt
Organism: Trichobilharzia regenti
Lineage: Eukaryota; Metazoa; Platyhelminthes; Trematoda; Strigeidida; Schistosomatidae
Source: the annotation of a GenBank genome assembly
GUUAAACCAUCUAUCUACCUGUCACGAUUAACAGGUAGUAAGUAAUUCAAUAUUAUUUUGAUUAUUAGAUGUAUCACACACUAAGUGUGACCGUAUUAUAUACUGGAUGACGUUUCAAACAAAAUAUAUUGUUCAUAAUCAUAUCAAUGAAUCAUGAUCACACGACUUCGAAACUUGAGGGGUAGAAUGAUUUUCCAGAUAUCUGGGACAGGUGUUGAAUCAUUCUUAUUACACGUAUUUGCAGAUGACUAGAUAAACAAAGCUUCUGCUAAAUUAUACGGAAGAAACUUCACGAGAAAUGUUCUUACAACAAGAAGUGUCGACAGGUUAAAUUGCGUACAUGAGAAGCAACAGAUAUUGAAGAAAGAAAGACGACAUUCAUGAAAGUACAUAAAAGGGAUACCUUGAAACUAAAGUUAUCAAAAUCUAUAGGGGAACGGGAAAAUGGGCGGUAUAAAGGAGAGGAAUAGUCAGAAAAUUCAAACAUUUUCUGGCGUGUUUAUAGUCUAUUUUCCAUAUUUUAUGUUAAUUCUUGUUUACAUGUUAUCUAGUGAAACGUAAAUUCAGUAGUCAUUGUGUAUCUAAAUUAUGCAGUGAAUUUUAAACUUUGAGACAGUCAACUUUUUCCAGUACUUGUAAGCGCAAAAAAUAGAUAAACAUAUAACCACAUGAAAACCUUAUUUUAUUCUAAUCAUAUCAGGUGAUCUUGGCGGAAAACUGUUAGAUCAGGUGGUAAAAUUUGCAUUCGCCGGUGAUCAGGUGGCAUUAAUGUUGGCGGACAUAGAUCCAUUUCAAGCUUUAAUUCCUGGUGAUUUAAUUACUGAUCCCGAUAAUCCCAUUCCUCCGGCCACAUGUAUAUUAGCCAAAUUGUUAGUAUUCGCUAUACGACAGCCUAUUACUAGAGGUUACCCUGUAAUAUACUAUUACAAUUGUACUAGUGUUGCAGCCAAUAUUACUAAACUGAAGUCUAUGACUCACAAAGAAAAUAAAGUGGAGAAGACUGUUAAAAAGCCAAGAUGUCUUUUGGGGAACUGUACAGCUGAUGUAGUGUUGACGUUCGAAAGACCAAUCUGUGUAGAAACAUACGAAAAGUGUAAAGCUCUUGGGAGGUUUAUGCUUCGUGUGGGCGGUGAAUCAAUAGCUGGCGGUACUGUUACAAUGAUACUUCCGAUGACAAAAAAUCGACUUAUUGACGUGUAACAAGGCUUGAAUUUUCGCACUGAAAAAAAACACUUGAAACAUUUGCUAUCUCUUAAUGCCAGAAUGUCUUUCAUUAUCUUUUUUGUGUUCUCUUGUGUUUUCCACUUUUGAAACAAAUGAUUAAAUGCUAAUUGUUUCUUUUUAGUCUUAACUGUUUUCGUUUCAAACCUGAAAAAUUAUUAUCUUGUAUUCAGGAAUGUAUUCAAACUGUGCUUUAUUAUUGUCAAAUGGUUUAGAUUUUCUAAAGGUUCGGGUGCAAACUUUUAGUCCAAUGUGUUUGUGUAUUACUUAAAAUUGAUGAAAUACAACCUCACA